CCUCCGCUUUGGGGGGCGUGGGCGGCACCCCAGGCAUCGCGGCGGACAGCCCGAUUUCCUGCGCGCCGAGGGCCUCGGAGGACCUCAGCGACGGAGGUAGUUCAGGCCCCAGCGGACGAAGCGUCAGUGGUGGCGGCCGUUUAGACCCGCUACAAACUGGUUGCCUGUGGAACACAUUUAGCCGGCUGCUCUUGCCACGCUGUCUGAAAGUUGUGCAGCCGGCGCCAUGUCUGUGAGCGAGAUCUUCGUGGAGCUACAGGGUUUUCUGGCUGCCGAGCAGGACAUCCGGGAGGAAAUCCGAAAAGUAGUACAGAGUUUAGAACAAACAGCUCGGGAGAUUUUAACUCUACUGCAAGGGGUCCAUCAGGGUGCUGGGUUUCAGGACAUUCCAAAGAGGUGUUUGAAAGCUCGAGAACAUUUUGGUACUGUAAAAACACAUCUGAUGUCUUUGAAGACCAAGUUCCCUGCUGAACAGUAUUACAGAUUUCAUGAGCACUGGAGGUUUGUGUUGCAGCGCUUGGUCUUCUUGGCAGCAUUUGUUGUAUACUUGGAAUCAGAAACACUAGUGACUCGAGAAGCGGUUACAGAAAUUCUUGGCAUUGAGCCAGAUCGGGAGAAAGGAUUUCAUCUGGAUGUGGAAGAUUAUCUCUCAGGAAUUUUAAUUCUUGCUAGUGAACUGUCAAGGCUGUCUGUCAACAGUGUGACUGCUGGAGACUACUCCCGGCCCCUUCACAUCUCCACCUUCAUCAAUGAGCUGGAUUCCGGUUUCCGCCUUCUCAACCUGAAAAACGACUCCCUGAGGAAGCGCUAUGAUGGCUUGAAGUACGAUGUGAAGAAAGUAGAGGAGGUGGUCUAUGAUCUCUCCAUCCGAGGCUUCAAUAAGGAGACAGCAGCAGCUUGUGUAGAGAAGUAGGAGACUCUACCCAUGCCUGGCCCUGCUGAUCUCAGUGGUUGCCAGUGAGGGUGAGCACAGGAGCACAGUACUGCUCACCGUAGUUAUGAUGCCCCAUUGCUAAGCACCGCGCUUUAUUUUCGUAGCCAGUUGUGUGGUGUGUAUCAGAAUUGAAACAGUUCUUUGGGGAUAAAAGAAUAGCCUUUACAAGGACAGGUUUUUCUUUGUUGUUUCAGUAAAUAUGCUCUGUAAUUCAGUUCUGUCAAAAAGUGCAAAUGUCAGUCUCUUGGUAAAGUUUGUUUCUUGUUUACCCUGCUACCGAUUGAGAAGUUUAUUGACUUGUGAUUCUUCAGAAGUGGUCCUUUGAUAUUUUCUAUAUCCAAAUUAACCAUCCAUAUCCAGGUAUAGCCUGGAUAUGGUAUGAAAACGGAUAAUUAAAAAGGAUGGUUGCCAAGCAAAGGAAACUUAUUUUAUAUUUUCCUUCCUUAUUUUAAGCCUGGUGAGUAAAUCAGAUGUUCAGAUUUUUUUGCAAGGGAGUUAUGGCUCCAGGGUUCUCUCUCACUGCCCUUAAGAUACAGAAUUAAACUGCAAAGUCAAAUGCAACAUAGUAUUUCGUGAAGUUUUUGUACCAAAGGAUUGAGUAACAUCAUAUCACUUGUCUCUACUUACUGGGAGGGAAGGAUAGGGCUUAAAGUUUUAAACACCUCGGUGUCCUGAUGUUGCCUUAACAGUUUGCUAUUGCAAACAGUUAAACAUCAUUUUCACACACAUCUUUAGCACUUCACAUGAUAUGUUUCUAAGAUAGGAAACCUUUUUCCUUAGCAGCCAGCUGGACUGUUUGGUGUGGGAGUAUAAAGCCACCUAGUCAAGUUAAUUAGCCUGACUGGCAUGUUCUGAGAGAAAAGUGCUGUGCUUUGUCUGGAAGAAAGAGAAAACCUUGGAUAAAAGGAAAAAACAACAACAAAGAAAACAGCUGAUUGGUACUGUCUUUUAGAGUAAGCAAUUUCGGGUUGUUGAAGUCUCUCCAACAGUCAGGUUUAGAUUCACAGUUUUGGGCAAGUCACAUAAAUCCUGUUGGCACACUCCUUCCCCUCCCCAUUUUUAGGUAGUACUAAGAAAAUUUGCCAUGUUAUUCUUACUAUUGGAUUAAAGUUCUUAAAAUGGUGACAUCCAGUUUUUUUGGAGCUCACUGAAAGGAAGGUGCUAGUGUUUGCAGAAUAAUCUAAAGAUUUUAGAUGUAUCACCCUUUCAUGCCUGAUUCCAGUUUGAGUUUCCUGUUUGUACAGUGGGAUAUUUGGCAUGGAAAUCAAAGUUUUUAUCAGGUUGAAUUAAGUACUGACCAAAUUUUCGAUUAUAAGGAAAGAAGUAGAAAUAAGGCAUAUAUUGCUUUGCAUUGUUGGAUUUUAGAAAACUUCCUGACAGCUCUUUCUGCAGAAGAGUUUGUAGAAAGAGAAAAGGUGUUAGGAUCUAUGAAGUACUUACGAUGGUCAUCUACGUUGUGCAAUAAUAGCACUGUCUGUAUUGAGUAUAGUAGACUUAAUUACAUGAUCAGACAUAGGCAGUAAAUUUGAUAAUAGUUUUCUUUGCUGCUAAGUAAAUUGUUUCUCCUUGAGAAUAUUAAAAUUUUUGGUAGAAAUUGUGGAUUUUAGUUUUAACAAAAGCAUUUUAAAUGUAGGAGCAUAUUCUGGUCCUAUAACUCCCUUUGAGAAUUUAGAAGUGUCAUGUUUAUAAUUAUUCAUUUGUGUUUGUUGCUGGCUUAUUGUAAAGCAAUAAAAACUUUUGGAGGGGGGGUCUUUCGUAAUUUAGUGUGCUGCUGUGAGAACUCAUCUAUAUGGAAAAUAAAUUCUUUUUUAAAAUUAAAAAA
Molecule: messenger RNA, 2756 nt
Organism: Pteronotus mesoamericanus
Lineage: Eukaryota; Metazoa; Chordata; Mammalia; Chiroptera; Mormoopidae
Gene: TSN
Product: translin
Exons: 6
Coding region: 227-913 (228 amino acids)
Biological process (GO): RNA metabolic process
Cellular component (GO): nucleus; cytoplasm
Molecular function (GO): single-stranded DNA binding; sequence-specific DNA binding; RNA binding
Source: RefSeq, a predicted model, not a curated record